AUAGAAAUUGCAAGAAGCUAAUUAAGCAUACAUCCUUUCACAUUAUAUAUAAUAAAUAAAUGCGCAUGCGCAUGCGCCCAGGAGAAUCUCCCGCGCUGUGUCUCUGAGUCUGAAACACACCAAUUAACCUCGUACCAUCCUUCCGACAAUUCAUAUGAAGACCCGAACCGUCAGAACCGGCAAAGUUUCCCCUAAAUGGAUCCUCCUUUUAUCCAUCCUCAGCUUCGCCUCCGGCAUGCUUUUUUCCAGCAGAGUGUGGAUUCCUCCUAAAUUGAAUGACGGGCGGAUCAUGUUUGGGCGGCGGGCUAGACAAGAGAAGGUCGACGAUUGCGACAAGAAAUUGAAUCAUCAGGACAAGGAGAGUGCAAUUGGUGAACACAGCAAAGCUCUUGAAUCCAUUGAAAACUCAUCAGACAAUUCAUUUGCCAAAAUUCAAAUGGAGCUGCCCUUGUCUAAGAAUAAGAGUAGUUCUGACAAUGUGGAAACAUCUAAAAGCUUGGCUGCUAAUGUCAGUAGUUCAAAUAAUUCUGAGGAAACCGAGAAGAGGAAGAAGAAGGCUUUUAUGGUUAUUGGGAUAAACACGGCCUUCAGUAGCAGAAAGAGGCGCGAUUCUCUUAGACAGACAUGGGUGCCUCAAGGUGAGAAGCUGCUUAAACUAGAAGAAGAAAAGGGAAUUGUUGUUCGUUUUAUGAUAGGCCACAGUGCGACAUCGAAUAGCGUUUUAGAUCAAGCAAUUAAUCUGGAAGAUGCUCAGCAUAAGGAUGUUCUUAGGCUUGAGCACAUAGAAGGGUAUCAUGAGUUGUCUGCAAAGACAAAAUCUUUCAUGUCCACUGCCUUUGCAACAUGGGAUGCUGAGUUCUAUGUCAAGGUUGAUGAUGAUGUUCAUGUCAACUUGGGUACACUUGCUACAACCCUUUCGCGGCACCGUCUUAAACCCAGGAUAUAUAUUGGAUGUAUGAAAUCUGGACCAGUUCUUUACAGAAAGAAUGUGAAAUACCAUGAACCUGAGUACUGGAAAUUUGGAGAUACUGGAAAUAAGUACUUCAGACAUGCAACUGGACAGAUAUAUGCUAUCUCUAACGAUCUCGCAAAGUUCAUUUCUGACAAUGAGCUUCUUCUGCAUAAGUAUGCAAAUGAAGAUGUAUCACUUGGUGCAUGGCUAAUAGGGCUUGAUGUUGAGCACAUUGAUGAUCGAAACAUGUGCUGUGGAACUCCGCCAGAAUGUGAAUGGAAACUCCAAUCUGGGAAUACAUGCGUUGCAUCUUUUGAUUGGAGCUGCAGUGGAAUCUGCAAAUCAGUUGAUAAUAUAAAGCGAGUCCAUGACAAGUGUGCUGAAGGGACAGAAAUUCUCUCAAAUUUUUUAUUCUGA
Messenger RNA from Ipomoea triloba (trilobed morning glory), 1369 nucleotides. Its product is annotated as beta-1,3-galactosyltransferase 7-like. The record is from RefSeq and is a predicted model, not a curated record. Lineage: Eukaryota; Viridiplantae; Streptophyta; Magnoliopsida; Solanales; Convolvulaceae. Gene Ontology annotation, cellular component: Golgi membrane. Gene Ontology annotation, molecular function: beta-1,3-galactosyltransferase activity. The coding region runs from base 155 to 1369 and encodes 404 amino acids. The transcript has 11 exons.